Messenger RNA from Penaeus monodon (black tiger shrimp), 2184 nucleotides. RefSeq names its product nestin-like. The record is from RefSeq and is a predicted model, not a curated record. The transcript has 2 exons. NCBI's taxonomy places the organism in Eukaryota, Metazoa, Arthropoda, Malacostraca, Decapoda, Penaeidae. Bases 1 to 2184 code for a protein of 727 amino acids.
AUGGGUCCAAGUUUACCUUUACCACCAGGAACAGAAAGUAUGAUCAGUCCAGAUGUACCACUGCCACCAGGAACUGAACAUGUAAUGGAUCCAGGCCUCCCCUUGCCACCCGGAACGGAAGAUGUUGGGGUACCUUGUUUACCUUUGCCACCUGGAGCCGAAGACCCUCUGAGUUCUGAUCUCCCUCUGCCACCUGGUACUGAAGAUGUUGCUAUUGCAAGCUUACCCCUGCCUCCAGGAACUGAAGAUGCUAUAACUUCAGAUCUGCCAUUACCACCAGGAACUGAGGAUGAGGCCCACAUGCUAGUCAGUUCGGGGUUAGGGGUUCCAAGUACAAAAAGCAAGACUGUACAUUUGCAAGACAUUGCACAAAAAUCAAAAUUGGGAAGUGACAUGACAAUACCAGGGACGCAUUUUGGUGCACAGGAACUAAGCUCUGGGGCUUGGAGUAGUGGUAGCAAUAGUCAAGAUGGGUUUGGCUUGCCAGGCUUUAUGACUGGGAUGCACGAAAAUCCCAUUCCUCCACCACCUGGUACAGAGGACGAGCAUGACCUGCAUUCAGCGAUGAAUGUUUUGCCUCCUUUGGGCUUAAGGGACAAUAUUGCUAGUCAGUAUGCACCUGAGAAAGCUCUCACUGCAUCUCAAACCACUACUGUGUGCAUGAGUAGCUUCACAGCACCAAAGCUAGGCCUCCAUACACAGAAUCCACUGUGGAAUACCUCAAGUAAUCCAGAGGGAAUAGAACACACUGGCACAACAUGGCCCACAGACCCAAGUACAGUGAUGGAUAUGCCACCUGUUACAAGGAAAUCACACAUUGACCGAGAAUUCACACCUCCCCCACCCGGAACUGAGAUGGAUGACCUGAACAAGAGUGACAGCCAUCCAGAACUUGGCGAGGCAAGCAUGGAGUUGAGUGAUGAAUCAGAUGAGGAAUGCCUGCAGGACAAGAAGGAGUCAACUCCUCCUCCUCCAGGCACUGAGUCGAGUUCUGAGUCCAUGGCCAUCAGCGAAAGUAAGUCUGGUAAGAGUAUAAUUUCUACAAUGGAAUUGUCAACAAGAUUGGAUACCAAAAUAAGGGAUCCUAGUCUCAGCAUUGAUUUUAAUGCCCAGUCACUGGAUAUACAAGUCAGCCUACCUCAGUCCAAGAAAGAGGAAAGUAUUAAGUCAACAGAGAAUAUGGCAGAUUCGCUUAAUCUCAGCAAUACUAAAGUCAACAAGGCAAAGGAUAAAGUAGAUGAUGAGAGAAUGCAAACCGAAGGUAAAUUGUCCAAAGAGCAAGGUCCUCCUCAGCAGUCACAGAAAGCCCCAAGAAUAGGAAAACCAAGCAAGAAGGAAAGUGAGGAGGUUGAACAUGGUAAGGAAGGAAGGCAGGAAAGUGAAAGCAAGGGCAAACAUAGAAAAACUAGCAGGAGGUCGAGGGAUAGUACCGAAGAAACUCAAGAUUUAAAGCCAGUGGAAGAAGAGAGUGAAUUGCUUGGAAACCCUGAAGUGAAGUCAUGCACAUCCAAAAAAUCUACUAGAACAGGGAAAACAGAGAAAUCUGAGGAAGAAGUAGAAGAACUAGAAACAAAAAUAAAUGAAGAAAGUAGCACGAAACACAGAAAAGCAAGCAAAAAAACAAAGGAAAGGCGAGAAAGUGUUGAUGACUUAAAACUGGCAGCUGAUACAGAUGCCUCUGCUUCACAAGAGGAAACACAAAUCAUGAAAAAGUCAUCCAGAUCUGGGAGAUCAACAAAGAAAGACAAAGAAGAAUUUGACCAAGACGUCCCAGUAAAAGAGACCAAACAGCGGAAAAGAAGCACAAGAAGUUCUUCAGAUGAUCAGCCAAGUGAAAAGGGGUCGUCCACUCCAAGGAGGAAAAGCAGAAGUGUGAAAGCUACAAUUCCUGAAGAAAGAGAGGAAGACUUGGAAAGCAUCCUAUCACCCCAGGAAAUGAAUGAGAAUGCCGAAGAAUCGGAAAAGGCGAACAGCUCAGAUGUAGAGGAUGAGCAAGAAACAGACAGUGAAACCGUCCCACAUCAAAGAACAAGGGCUGUGAGACGGCUCGUUUCUGAAGACCAGACUUAUGAGGCACUUAGCCCACGAAAAAGGUCAAGAAAGAGCAAGCCUUCUGUUAGUGAGGAGGAGGAACCCCCACCUCGAAGAUCGACUCGAACCACCAGAGCGUCGAUUACAGAAUAA